Messenger RNA from Porites lobata, 11157 nucleotides. The record is from the annotation of a GenBank genome assembly. NCBI's taxonomy places the organism in Eukaryota, Metazoa, Cnidaria, Anthozoa, Scleractinia, Poritidae.
AUGACGGGUAUUGCGAAGUUUGGAAUGAAGAUGGCGGCUAGUGAAGUUGUGGUUAAUCAUGAAAACGAAACCAGUGAUAGAAACAGUAACGAUUCGUCCGUGAAAGUAAUAUGUUUAGGAGACAGUGCUGUAGGAAAAUCCAAGUAAGUCAGGCUAUUUGGUCUCUCCAUUCACGUGAAUUCUUUCGCGCAGUGGUGCAUGAAAGUGAAGCAACUGUCUAUAACCGGCGUUUCUUGUGGUUUUAUUUCCUCUUCAGAUUAGUUGAAAGAUUUCUUAUGGAUGGGUAGUAUCCUUUGCAUACAUACUUGUAGCAUAUAUUCAUCAUUGUGAGGUUUUCCAUCUUAGGGCAAAUCGGGCAAGGAUGGUGUUAUUUUCCUGAAACCUCGCUUCAAUAUGAGUGCAAAUAGAUCUAUUUACGGAAGCUCACUUGCUGUAACUUGUCAGCUUGACAACUCCGAGAGGUUUUUAGAAGUCUGGUUCGAUUUUGUAAUUUCUUUUUAGGAUACUUUUCCGUUACUUCUAUUACGUGUUUUGCCACCCUCUUGUCAAUUCCCCGAUCUUCUCUUUUGAAAGCGCUAGCCUAAGUAAUGUUCCUUUAACUUAUAUGCCAUCAUCGCAUCGCUGUUGAUGAUUUUUUGUCGCCUUUCGUCGAUUAAUUUAGUCACCUUUACAAAAAAGCGUUGAUUUCUAUUAAAAUAUAUUUCUUGUGUUUCUUUCGCCUCUAUGCCUGGUUUGUAAUCUCAGAGCUCAGCUAAAUUCAAAUUGGAAGUCCUAAUCUUGCUUUGAAAUCUCAGUUUUUUUUUUGCUUCAAAAACCUCCGAGAUUAUAAACAGUGCCUUCUUCUGUUAACAAACUGUUUUUGUUAACGAUGUGUCCACACCUCAUUAUUAAUAUUAUUGAUUAUAGCUUUAUCAAGUAAAGUGGUUUACAAAUGGGUACUCAACUGAAAUAAUCACUCUACACUCUACAGACACUAAAUUUUAUUCUAAGACUAAAAUCAAAAGAAUUUUAUUCUAAGACUAAAAUUAACAGAAUUUAGUUUAUUUUAUAUCUUUCUACAAUAAUUAUGAGCUCAAAAAUUCAAAUUGGAACUAAAUCUUUUGAUCUAGUUAUUAUGGUCACCGAACAAACAACAAAAUGUGAUUUCUGAGAUUUUCCAUGAUGCUUUUGUACAGUGAGACUGUACAAUUUUUAAGUCAACAUUUUUUCAAGAUUUCCCAGAUGUGCAAAUCUCCAUUUUUGCCCCUCCAUGCCCCCUUUUGGCUUUAUUCCUGAAUUAUAAUAAAGGUGUUUCAGUCAAUUCAAACUACAUGUAGAAGUUGAUAUCACAUCUUUUUACACAUUUAAUGCACCAAAAACUGUAAAAACUGUGAAAAUAAAAACUAAAAGUCUUGUUUAUUAUUUUUUUUUGCUCUUUGAGCCUCUUCAGUCAAUAUGCUUAAUAGUUCAUGAAAGAUCCAGGAACAGUCAUUUUUGUCAUCAGCGACUAAAACCUCCAUUGCAAAAAGGGCAAUGUUUAGUGCCAACUCUCUCAUCUAUUUUUGUCUUGGUGGCAGGCCCCUGUUCAAAAUUUCCUCAAGUCCCCCACCCCUACCCCUGCCCCCAACCCUCAUCCUGAUAACUUUAAUACAUUUGUAAGUUGCUAGGGAUAUUUAGAUUCAAGGAUGAGAAUGACUACAAGGAAGAAUUAGUUAAUUAUGUAAAUUAAAUUUUUUCACAUAUUCUCAAAAAAUAGACAUCCUAGAAAGCUUCGAUGAACUUUUUUUUCACCUGCAAAGUUAGCACUGUUCUCCUUAUUGAAGGAACUGAAGACCUCUCCUGAUGGCAAAAUGAUUAAACUUCCAACUUUUGACAACUUGUUUCUGCCACUAAGACUUUCCCAAAAUGAUGAUGGCCAUCAUAUUUUCCUGCCAAAAUGGUGCUGGUUCAUGCUCGAGCACUACUUAGUAUUGAGAAAGUCUCAUAGUUGUCCUCAUCCUAGAACCUUAAGGACUCUUUCGCUUUUUGUCGCUUUAAAUCUGCUCUAGCUAGGCCAGGCUGCUAAACAUGAUCCAAAGUGAUAGCUCACAAUGCUGUAAAUAAUUGUUUUUGAAAAGCUAGGAUUAUCACAGAAGUGGAUUUUUGAACGGUGAAUAGCAAAACAGAAAGCUAGUUUUGAACUAGAUUUCAAACGCAUUAACAAAUGUGAUUUGUGUGUGCAUUUGUCGCUUAUCUCUUAGCUGUACUGUAGCUACAUAGAUAGAAACAAAACUGAUAUGAGUUUUUCUCUGGAAGUUACAGCAAUGAUAUUAAAGCUCUUGAUAAUCAUGUCAUAAAGUAAUAAUAAGAGUUGACAGCAACCACUAAAAUUUAUCACAACUUACCUAUCUCACAUUAAUGAGUUUUCUUCAAAAGAGCUGUUCAUGUGCAGGUUAAAAUGGUUUGUGUGGUUUCCUUAAUGGUUUAUCUCAUAGUAAACCACAACAGUUAUCAACGUAUGCACUGACACUAUUUCAAUACAAAACUUCUGUGGAUGGAAUUGAUGUCCGUGUUGGUAAGUACUAGUUAACAUGUUACACUGUAUACUGCAUGUGUGGAAAUGUGAAGAAAGGCUGGGAAGAUGGCAUUUUUUGUCUUUCUAGCAAGGAAUUUUAAAAAAUGCCAACCAAAAUCCUCAGCAAUCAGCCUUUUAUGACAACAUUUUGGAAUUUUCUAGAGUUUUAGGCAUUCUUGCAGUGUUACAUAUAAGUUGAUAAAUAUUCUGUUUAAGCCCCAUCAGUGGUCACAGAUACAUGCUUUCAUUGUACUGCUACUAGUCACUGAAAAAAGGGACGUCCAUCACAAUUUCUUCUCUCUGACAAAGUUACUGGAGCCAUGACAUUAAUUUCCUUGGUUGUGGCGUACACUUCAACAUUCUGGAGCUUUUUUGAACUUAAUCAGCAUAUGGGUCAUUGAAACAUACUUCAAAAAAAUCUCUCAUUUUUUUAUGGCCAGCUGUGUAGAACACCAAAAGAAAAAACAGUAAAACAGUCCUGAGCCUUUAAGUUGUCUUUGGUUUUUGAAAAUUUCAAAAUUUAAUAAAUUGGGAGAUUUUCACAUUUUAACAUUGAGUCUUAGCACUGUCAAUUUCUGCAGGAGUUAAAGGAUUAAUUUAUCAUAGUCAAAAAACUUAACAAGGUCAAGGUUGAUUCUUCACACAUCCUGAUAAAAAUAAAGAUUAUUGUUGUUACAUCUAUGUUUGAGCACAACAAAAUAGGUCAAACAGCUUCACUUUGAAAGAAAUCAUGUGAUGGUGUUGUGACAACGUCACUGAAAACAUUAUUCUUAUGGCAAUGUUGUGAGGGGGCGUGAAAGAGUGAAAACCACAGUAACUCAGCAUCAUACAAUUAUUGCAUAUGAGGUUGUUGAGAUAUUGUUUGGUUUGUUGACGUACAAUCACUGACAAAGUUGUUGAGACCUUGUCCUCAAAUGGGGUGACUUCAGAGAACAAAACAAUCCACACCCCUCCUCCUCCACCUCCCCUCCAUUCAAAGUUGGGGUGUUUGUUGUUUCCUACAGGUAGCUUGAACAGCAGCACAACAACAUAUUGCAUGGAGAGGGUGGGGGACAGAAAGCUUUAUUUUCUCCUUUUCAAGUUGGCAGAACAUCAGAGAGGCACCUUUUAGGGCAAACUGUCUCAACUAAUUUUGUGCCAAAUAUAGGUUUAACAAAGACUUGCAAAAUUCUGGACUAAUUAUGGAAAAUUCAUUCUUGGCUGAAAUGUUGUUUCAGCUUCCCUGAGACCCGAACAGCAGUGUUGUUAAGUUGUUAAGCUGUUGGUUGUGAUACAUUCUUCCUCCAGUAGUAGAGUGGAAAUUCUCAAAGCACUUGGUUUCCAGACAUACACAUACACCAUAUAUACAAAGCACAAAUUGCUCUGGGGGACAUUAGGUUUGUUAGUCAGAUUCAGUUUCUGGGGAUAGCUGAAAUGUGCGUCAUUGCUUGAAACGUUAUAACCAAAACAUGGCAAUAACUUGCAUCCAAGUACUGGCCAACUUUAUAAUUAUUAAUUAACUCAUGUUAAAUCUGUCCUCCAAGAAGAUCUGGCUUCCAGACUCAAUUAAAAAAAGGCCUGAGGUUAUUUAUGAUUCUGGUAUCACAUAAAUCAAGCUAUUAUGUACAACUGUACAGUCAUAUACAGUUUUUUAUGUUGUAAUUGUAGCAAAAUGUAUUGUUAAGUCUUGAAUUUUUUUGUGUUGAUGUUUUAGAUUUCUGGGACACUGCAGGUCAGGAGAGAUUUAGCAGCAUGCAUCCAUCAUAUUACCAUCAAGCUCAUUCCUGUUUACUAGUAAGUUUGAUCAAGAACUCACUUGAUUUUUGUUACUGUAAAUAUCUUGUGCUAUAUAACUCAAAUUAUGUAAAUAAACAAGCAAAUUUUUCUAAUUUGUACAUGAUUAUCAAUGCAUUUCCCUUUUUUUAAAGGUACAACCCUUUAAAGUACCCUUUAAAGUGUUUGAUCAUAUAUAUUUUUUUUAUUUCCGUUUUAUAUCACAUGUAUGUUAUUUUUGCUUUUUAGUUUACUGUGGGAUGAAAUUUAUUAGUACAUAUAGUCAAAACCAAGAUUUCAAUUUUUUUUGCGACUUAACUGACAUAGUUAUACUCAAUCAGAUCUGAUAAGACAAACAAGGAAGAAAAAGUUCUGAAACUGGUUUUUUGUAACAAAACAUACAUUGUAAAUUCGCAUUUGUACAUGAGAUAGUACAGGGCUUACUGCCCACAAAUACAAAUUUUUAUCUACUGGAUAGUGAUUUGUCCUGUUGAUAACACUAUCGGACUUAGGAACAGACUGGUAUUAACUGUGAAGUCACUGUGGUUUUUGAUAAAGUUACAACAAAAAGUAGGUUGAGUUUGAUUGUCCAGGUGAACGUAGUCCUGAAUAGGACUGUUGCUGUUGACAGUGACUGACGUUUCGACAACCUGUGCGGUAGUCAUCUUCAGAGUUAAAAGAUGAAGAUGACUAUCACACAGGUUGUCAAAACGUCAGUCACUGUCAACAACAACAGUCCUAUUCAGGACUACGUUCACCCGGAUGACCAAACUCAACCUACUUUUGAAAUGACUCCUGGGUUCAAACCUUUCACAAAGUUACAACUCUCAGUGUGGUUUGUAUGAACAGCAUCUUAAAAUUUUUGGAACGGAGAUUAUUUUUGAUUCAGAUCUAGGCAAAAUCAGGGUUGUCAUUAAGAGCCGGGGGCCGGGGAUUUUCCCCGGCUACUAAGAGAGUGGCCCCCAGCUACUUUUAUUGGAAAAUAGAAGAAAAAUAGAACCAAAAGAAAUCCCUAGCCGUUUGAUUCCCUGCCUACUUGUUGUGUUUACCCGGCAACUUGAAAUCUUAAUGACAACCCUGCAAAAUGCUUUUUCAGUGUUAAGAAUGCAAAAAGGAGUUACAACUAGUGUGGUACUCAUAAAAUUAAAUACAGCUGUAAUACAUAAAAGCUACAUGUAACAGAAACUGUCAUAUAUUUGGUCACAAAGUAUAAUGUGAUUGACAUGACACUGUUUUCUGCAUCAACAGGUUUUCGACACAACGAGAAAAGUAACAUAUAAGAAUCUGCCAAAAUGGUACAACGAGCUUAGAAGUUACAGAGAAAAGAUUCCUUGUGUAGUUAUAGCUAACAAAAUAGAUGGUAUCCUUUUGCACUUUAAGUUAGUAAUAGUUAAAUAAUAAUAAAGGUUGCCUGUUAGAAAUGCACAGGCUCAUUAGAGAUUGGAAGUUGAGCUAUGCAGGAAAUAAUGAGUAAUUUUCAAGAGAGAAGAUAGCACUGUAUCACUCUCUACUUAGUCUGCUUACACAGCCGUUUUUAGUGUUGUCACGCAACGUUCCUCCCCACUAAUGUUAGUGGGGGAGGAGCGUUGCGUGACCACACUAAAAACGGCUGUGUGGCAGACUACUCUCUACUGUAAGACAUAAGUUACCAAAGUCACAUUGUAUGUUUUCCUUGACCUGUUUUCUCCUUUUACAAAGUCGACUACAGUGUAACACAAAGAAGUUUUAAUUUUCCCAAAAAGCAUAAUCUUCCCCUUUAUUUUGUGUCGGCUUCUGAUGGAACAAAUGUUGUAAAGGUACGUGCUCAUGGCAGUCUCUUUAGUUCUGCAACGUGUUAUUGAUUAUAUAAAAGAACUCUCUUUCAUAAAGGAGCUGUGUCAUGAAAUUUAUCAAACUUCCAAUCUUGGCAACUGCCUCCAAAAACAGGUAUAGGUGACACAGUAAAUACAAAUUGAAGCAUGGAUCCUAAAAAUUGCCCACCGUAUAAAGAAUGACAAAGAAAGCUGAGGAAUGGCAGGGACUAAUUCGAGGUGUUUAUUCCAGGGCAGGGCCAGUGGCGGAUUCAGACCUUCGGAUAAGUUGAAGCGAGGGGGGGGGGUUCGGUCACGAAAAAAAAUUUUUUCCGCCCUUCAGGCCUCAGUUUGUUUUAGAUAUAGGGGGGGGGGAAGUACCUCCCCUGGAUCCACCACUGAGGGUCCAUUACAGGGGCUGUGUCACGGCCGUCUGAUUCAUUUUUUUAAAUAUUGCCAAUUAGGCGUCCUUGUAGGCGAAUCUUUGUACACACUUUUUGCCUCAUUAACAUAUGCUUAUCACUAUCUGAUGACGUUAAUAGAAUAAAAACUCUGAAUAUUGAAAGGGCAUAAUAGUUUCAGUUAUCUCUGAAAAUUUGACCCCAAUACACCGAAUGGUAAGGUUUCGGAGAAUUCUCUUCUAAAAACUCAAAAUUUUACAGAGAAUGUGAUGUAUGACUCAUUAACUUUUUGGCCACACAGCAAUUUCGCAGUUUUUGAUAGCUGAUAUUUCCUUCAAUAUUGCUUGUAUAGAGCUGAAAAUUGCGCAAAUUGCUCAAUUUAAUCAGAUCUUUCAACUUUUGCAUUUAGUUCAUUUAUACGGGCACGGCUUCUUUGAGUUAAGUCGUAUGUAGUCUGCUACACAGCCGUUUUUAGAGUCGUCACGCAACGCUCCUCCCCACUAACUUGCGUGACGACACUAAAAACGGCUGUGUAGUAGACUAAGUCGUAUGCUAAUGAGGACAAAUGUAAACAAUGACGUCAGCAAAGAUUCGCCUAUUUUCUACGGAACUCAGCAUUAGUGAAGAAGCUUCUUGUUGAUGAAAACCACCACUUCGCAACAAAUGAAUGUGUCUCCCUGGAAGCACUAUAAUAUCAGACAUUACAAACAAAAGAAAAAAAGGAACCUUGACAAACUGUUAGGCAAACCACAACUGCACUCCACUUCAGUCUUCUUCAAGUUUAUCCAUGGAUAUCUAAGGGUAUACUACCGGUUUAUUGGUGGCUUUCAUAGGGAGAGUUGAUUGUCACUACUACUUUAAAAUGUCUAUUUUGUGACCUUUUAUGGAAUUGUCUGCUUUAUUUUUUUCUUUUGGGCAGGCUUUUCGAGAAGCAAUAAAACUGGCAGUGAAAUAUAAAGAAGACUCAACAGAUUUUAUGGACGAAGUUUUCCGUGAACUUGAGGUAUGAAAGCCAGGCUGAAAACGUUUCGCCCUUGUAGCAUAAAACGGUGCAUAUUUGAUCUAUAAUUAAUGUGUACACAUCAAAUGAAAAGAACUUUCAUGAACAGAAAUUUUCUUUUAACCGUUUCUUUAUCAUAUUUCAAAGAAAUGACUGGUGGUUGUGCAGCUUUUUAGAUGUCAGAGUUUACAUUCACCGAACUUAUGAUCAGUAUUUAAGAGUAUUAAAAGCAUGAGAGGUUUGACGCAAUGGUGGUCAAUUAGGACCGACAGAUUUGUAUUGGGUCGACUCAAAUUCACAAAAGCUUGACGAAAAAGUAAAAUUCCUAGGCGGCGGCGAGUCGAUUUCUUGGUGGCAAUUUCGUUGGUGGCAGGAUGACAGUAACCCGCCCCUAUUGGCCCACCCCACCCCUAAUUAAAAUCCCUGGAUGCGUCCCCUCCCACAGUAUUCUUUUGGCGCCAAAUAUAACCUACUUUCUGUUGUAAUUCUUAUAUUUUAGUCCUUUGACGACAUGAACCUUAACCAAGAUGACUAUGAUUCGUCCGAUAAGAAAAGCAGUGGCGACGAGGAAAAAACAUGAUACCAGCUGGGUUAGCUAUGUUGGCUCAUGAGCGUUGCUAUUUAUGUCAGUCGACAAAAAUAUUUCAAUAGAGUAAUUUAUUUGCCCUCAUUAGAGUUUUUAAUUAUUAGCUAACUAUAUUUAAAAGAUCUACGUCAUAAUGAAUCAUAAGUGCUGCUACGUCCAUGGAUGUACAUGUACGAGCUCUCAGUGGCCGCCUUAAUGAUGAGAUCAGCCUACUAAAUAACUUCCCAUUCAGUAGUAUAUUUGACACCACUACAACCGUACAAAGUGGUUUUUAAAUGCCUUUUUAUAGUGAAAGGCUUCCCUUGGCUUUCUUUGGCCGACAGAAAAUUGCGUAUCAGUGUUAUUGUACAGAAUGUAUCACAUUUCUGUCAGUCAAUUUCUACAUAUUCAGUUUAUUGUAAUUACGUGAUAACAUAUAAUACUAUUCACAUACGACAAAUUGAAGGUGUAAAAUUAUUUUUUUCCUCGCAAUCCACAGUUAAAGUACCCCCUUUUCUUUGCUUCUACUUCUCGCUUUGCUGAACCAGUCAGAUCUCGAGAGAGCUGAUUGGUUCAGAAAAUGACGCGAGAUACCUUCACCAAUCACGAAGCAUAGUAAAGCAACAUACAGUGAGUGUCAAUAAGCCAUUUUCGACUUGUCCCCAGCCUCCUUUUCAAAACGAAGGUAGGUGCCAAAUUUAUGUCAAAACGAUUUGUCUUGGUCUCAUUCAGAUAAAACUAAUUUCUGCAGUUGAAAAUGAGGGUUUUGGUAUCUCGGAAAUGGUAUAUUGAAACUGCGCUAAACUGAAAUAUAGCAAAGGGGCCCUCACAUUCGAUAAGAUUUCAAUACAUCACUUUCUUUAUCAUUACACAGUUGUGUUUCUUUGGCGGCCAUAUUGGAUUAUAAAUACGUGGUCAGCUGAAGCGAGGUCUGAAAUUCGUGAAAUCUUCGAGAAAACCUCCAAACUGCCAUUUUCUAUUCAUGCGCACGAGAAUUUUCGAAUGUGUCGGCUAUCCCAAACCCCCAAUGUAAUCCUCCUCGUAACCAGAUGAGUGUAAAUAACUCUUGUUUUCCGGCGUGUUAAGUAGUCUUGAAGAGAAAAUCAAACAGUAUGAACUUUACUGAGAAUUUACAGCUUCCAAGCUCUUAUCCUUUGCAAAAUAGUGUCACUUUUGAACUUCAUUUCUAAAAUAAAGUUGUUAAAGAUGGCCACUAAUUUGGAAUAACAGUUUUACCAAGCUCUCUUGCCUUUACUGGUAGAGUUGCCAGUGGUUUUAAGAGCGCAAAACAUGAAAAUUUCAGUCAGCUGUACAGAGUAGAAUAUUACAUUCGUUUUUCUUUUCAUUUUUUCUAAAAAAAUCCAGUAUCUGGCUAAAACGUCGCCACAAUAGUGCAGUGAAAUUUCGGCAAGAGCUACAAUAUUAUUGGAAAAGUUCUAUAUUGAUUCUCAGGUACCGGAAAAAUAUCUUCAGGUCAGUCUAAUCCUCCAUUGAUAGUUUUAUUUAAACGGGAUACCAUCUAAAAAUUGUUUGGCACAUUAAGUAGUAGGCAAAGUAUUUCUAAUAGCCUUCAUUGUAGACGUUUCGCGGUCGCCCGAACACUGGAAUUCGCUUGAGUGGUGAUGCACGAGUCAAAAGGUAUGAAAACGGGCCCUCUUUCCACCCUAUAGACCUCUUAAACUUGAACGGUUUGUUUUCCCAAUUAGGACAUGUGAUAAUACUCAAGAGAGCUGUUUCAUUCAAAUGUCAUCUUAUUCCCGUGCACAUGGACGUAUAAUUUAUGAAAAGUAAAAGAUGGGCAAAUGCCCUUGCUUCUGAAUCAUUGGGAAAACAAAACAUACAAGCUAAAGAGGUCUAUUGUGCAGACUGUCUACUCACCCCAGUCCUCUUCCGCUCUCACAAUUAAAGAUAUCGAACAACACGGAGGAGAGGCUGAGCGCUGUAUCGCAGCAAUGGUGUUUUUUGAGCUGCGUAAGUCAGCCGCAUGUGAGCCCUUUUAACUUUUAAUAUACCUUGACUCCAACAGAUUUUAUAGCUAGAGGUUGAUUUCCACUGAAGCGUUUUUGGCUAUGCAUGUUAACGCACCUAAAUUUUUAUCAUGUAAAUAAAAUAGAGGCAAGAUAAAAAGCGCUGAGCUUAAACGAGAUGUUGAGCAAGGUUCAACUUUUACGCUUACGAGCGACCUUUCACGCAUUGCCUCUAUUUUAUGUGCGAACGUAAAUUUUACGUACGUAAAAAUAUUACGCUACUCUGCAAAUCAACUUUAAGUGUCUACCUUCAUGUUGAGACGAUAUGCCCGAAAAUUUGGGCAGAACCACUCCGCAAGAAUGCAAAAACUGAAAACUUCUGGCUGAUGUUCGUUGCCCAAGAACGCCUUUGCUAAAGCUUCGUAAUAUUUCUUCUUACCCCUUCCCGUUCAAACACCAUGAAACGUAGGCCUAACCAGAAAAAUUUACCAACACUGGAUGGUAGAUUUCUCUCCCAUCUACUGUAAGAUUUUAAAGGGGCUAUGUCGCACCACCUGCUAUGUUUUUAAAAAGUUAAAACUUCUCUUCGCAUCAAAAAUAGUGGUCCUCCAGCUUUGUUACGUACUGAAGACCGUAUUAAGACAUUGAAACUGUUUGCUGUCGUCUAUUACAAAGGAUAGCAAGGAUGGACUUGGAUCAAACCUUGAAAAGGUUGGGCCGAUUUUUCAAGUUUUAAUGCCAUGCCCGCCAAAAUCGCCAUGAAAGAAAUCAUUAUGGUUCGUGCUCCGUGAAGAAAUUCAACGUUUGAUUUCUCCUUCAUAACUCUACAAGAGUAUUUUUUGUAUGGGUGGAGGCAAUGAGUAGUGACUUAUAAUUGACCUAAAACAAAAAUAUCAUCAUGACAUAGCCCCUUUAGCCUUGAGUUUCAUAAGAAAUGCCUUUGCGACUGCUUGUCAGUGUUUUAGAGGAGCCAGUGAAAUGGGAUUUGGGUGCUCGGGAUGUGAUAUGCUGGGGCAUUGCAGGUCCCGAAUGGACAUACUCCUUGCUGGUUCUUUGUUAGGUUUAACCCACCACUGUGUCUGUGUAGUUGUUCUUUUUAGUGUUUGUAAAUCAUAGCCAAAGUGUGAAAAUGUGUAAAGCCAGAAUGAA